Brassica napus (rape) is the source of this 2252-nucleotide messenger RNA. RefSeq names its product seipin-1-like. The transcript is spliced from 2 exons. The record is from RefSeq and is a predicted model, not a curated record. Gene Ontology annotation, cellular component: endoplasmic reticulum membrane. Bases 933 to 2009 code for a protein of 358 amino acids. Gene Ontology annotation, biological process: lipid droplet organization; lipid storage. Lineage: Eukaryota; Viridiplantae; Streptophyta; Magnoliopsida; Brassicales; Brassicaceae.
AUCACUAUUCGAAUCCGAGUCCGAAUUUUCUGAACAUCCACUUUUCAAAUCAGAUCGGAAAAAAUCUUGAUCGAAUAAUGGAUAUCGAAUAUUAAAUUUCAGGUCUGCACAACAUACAGUAAUAUUUGUUUUUUUUAUAAUAUCACAAUACAUUAUAAGUUAUUGGACUCUUAUAAUUAACUAGGAAAAUUGGUUGACAAAAAAAAAGGAAAAUUAGCUAUAUUUAGUAAAAGUUAUUGCAUGCGUUGAUUUUUUAAUAAUACUCCAACUUAUGAAAAAUCUAAAAUAAUCUUUAGGAAUAGAUGCAGCUCACAUAUGCAUUUUUCGAAUAUUUGAAAUUUUGAAUGACCGUACAUUAAGUAAUAAAUUCGUAUCCACUGACUAUACGAUAGAGUAUGUUGAGAUCCUGUUACUAGAUUGUCAUCGAGUAGUUUGGACUAAUUUAUUUUCAGUUCAGUAUGAUCAUCAUAUGGGCAAUUGACAAAAACUACACUAAAGCAAUAGUAUCAGAUUACAAAAUAUCACUAUACCUUGCCUAGAAAAAAAGUUAGUCUACCAAAUAAUUACUAUGUAGUAAUUAUCAUAUAUUUUUGUUUAUACAUACAUGAAAUUAACAUAGGUUAUUCAUGAAAACAAAGUCGCUGACAAUACAACUAAAAUCCAGAUCCAACACUUUUGGAUAAAGUAAUAUACCGAUGUGGUUUCUAUUAUUCGUUCGUGCUCAUCUCUUCCGGUACAUUCAGUAUGAUCUCAUUGAAACAACGUGGCAGUAUUCAAGAACACGAGCCAACACGUUUCAUUUUCUCAUGCAGAUGAAAGAAAAACUAAUAAUUUAGUAAACAGCGACGUUUGUCUAUUUCAUGUCGUUAAGAGAAACAGUGAGAAUCUUGAUUCUUGAAUCCCUCAAACAAAAAUUGUGAGAAAACCAAACAAUGGAAGAAGUAGACAUAGAACUCAAGAUUCCUGACCCGUUACGAGCCGAUUGGUUCAUGAUUCUUGUCGACAUCCAAGCCGAUCUCAUCUACAACGCACUCGUGGUCUUAACCUCACCACUCUUCCUCAUCUACCGCUCAUACCGCCGCGCAGCAGCUGCCAUCUCCGUAGCAGAAAAUACGGUUAAACGUGCUCCAUCAAGGAUCAAGGGUGGUGCCGCGAGGGUUGUUAGGAGGACGUGGUUUGGUGUAAUGGGCGCAUGCCACGUGUCGGCGAUAAUGGUGGCGGCUAUGAUUUUGGCGGUUGUGUUAGGUGUCGGGAUUGUGAGUUUGUAUGUAGAAAAGCCUGUGGUUGUGAGAGAAAGAUUGUUUUUCGAUUACACUGAAGAUAACCCAAGUGCGGUUUUUAGUUUGGGCAAGAAGAAGAGACCGUUUGGUGUUCCCCUUGGACAUAAGGUUCAUGUCUCUUUAGUUCUCUGGAUGCCUGAAUCUGAUCUCAACCGACGAAUCGGAUUAUUUCAGUUAAAAGUAGAGCUUCUAUCACUGAAAGGCGAGAUAAUAGCAAGAUCAAGCCAACCUUGCAUGUUACGGUUCAGAAGCCAACCCAUAAGACUUGCACGAACAUUCGUGAUGAGUGUUCCACUUGUUGCCGGAAUAGCAAACGAAGCACAAACAAUGAGAAUAGAUGCGUUAAUGCACCAAGAGAAAGGGACAAGAACAAAAACCGUGAGGGUGACUCUGAUUCCACGUGCACAGACUCGGUUAUUGCCUCAGUUAUAUGAAGCUGAGAUUGUCAUAAAUUCGAAACCUCCAUGGACUAAACGAAUGGCUUAUAAUUGGAAAUGGACUCUUUGCGUCUGGACUUCAAUGUAUCUUUUUGUCCCUAUCCUAAUCGCUCUUCUAUGGUGUUUUAGACCGUUCUUGUUCCCUUACGUUAUUUCAAGAACCGUUGUGGAAGACCAAAACACAGAGAUCAGAGUAGUCCAAGAGGAAGUAGCGGGAAGAAGAUUGAGGGAAAGAAGAAACAAGCCUCGUCGACGAAAUUUCACCACGACGCAGGAAAUUUAUAUAUUGUAAUAAAAUUAUUUGUGUGUGUGUGUGUGUUUUUUCUCUGCAGAAUCAAAUUCUCCCUGUAAUAAACCGGUAAUAACAAGAACUAUAGAUAGUAAAAUUGACCAAGCGUUGAGAAAUUUUGUUAAGACUAUUAGUUGCGCUUUAUCUCCAUACUUUAGUUUUUUAUUUAUUUUUAAAUCACUAAAUUUUACUAGUCAUGUGUACUUUUAUUUUUAAAAGUUAAAGUAUACAUUAAGUUUCUAUUAA